UCUUGAGAGAUAUUUGGGGAGGAAAUGAAGUCUGCAGUUUCCCUCUCCCUCCAGACCUGUAGAUGGCGGUAAUGCGCUGCCACGUUGUUUACAAUUCGCCAUUGAACCGGAAGCAAUGUACACACGGCUGGUGGUGAUCACACGUGGGACGUUGGUUUAUCAGAGUAAUGUGGUAUAAUCGGUGUAAUUAGAAAACAUGCCGAAGAGACAGCAAGCUACGCCAAAAGAAAAGAAAGGCUCUGAGGCAGGACAUGGGGAAGAGGAAGUCCAGUAUUCGCCGCCGGCUACCAGACAGACCCGUAGCGGUCGAAGGGUGCGCACUCCUGCCUCCCUACUAAACUCUGAAGUCUCGGUGAGGACUCCGAGCAGGAGGACCAGGAGGUCAGUCAUCCAGGAGCUCUCUGUGCUGAAAGAGAAAAACACAGAGGAGCCAGAACCCGGCCGGCGUCCCGCCGGCGCCGAGUUUAACGGCAGCGGAGACAGUCAUCUGUCGAGGUCUGUUCCAGCUAGGACUGUAUCCACAAGCUCAGAGUCCGUCCCACUGAAGAAGACUCGUGUGGCUCCAAGUGGGAAACAAAGCCCGGUCAUUCCGCAGGGAAAACCUAAAUCAGGAAGAGUGUGGAAGGACCGCAACAAGCAGAGGUUCUCUGCGUUGCUAAGAGAUAAACCACUGUGCUCCUCUUGGGAAAAGAAGAUGGAGGCCAAGCAAGAGAAGCAGCUGGUGAAACAGUUUUCGUUGCAGCUUAAAGAGGAGAAAGCCAGACAGAAAGAGGAAAAGAGGAAAAGGAGAGAGGAGAACUUGAAACGUCGGGCGGAGAACGAGCGCAAAGCAGAGAUCGUGCAAGUGAUCCGAAAUACAGCAAAGAUCAAGAGGAUGAAGAAGAAACAACUCAGAAAAAUUGAGAAGAGAGACACACUGGCUCUGCUGCAGAAGUCACAGAAGCAGACCACCAAAGCCAAAAGGCAAAACAACAAGGUCGACCAAGAUUUAACCUAAAGACUGAGAUAAUAAACAUGCAUCUGUUCACUGCUUUGCUUAAAUGUCUUAUGUUUGGAUGUCUGAAAUACAAUGAACACGGUCAGAAAUGUGUCUUUUGAGAGGACUUAUUUGCACAUGGACCUAAUAAAAGUAUUUUUUAAAUGAAGUAUUAUUAAACGAGACCGUGUACUGGCAAGACUGUUGUUGUUUCAGUUGCAGGAUUUCUAAAUGAUAUCAAACUAAAAUUUUUAUUCUUCACUAGUCACAGUAAUUGAUGGUCAGGAAAGCUACAGAAAAAUUAAACUGGCUUUAGUUCUGAGCAUAGUGUAGUAAUCGGUUAAACAGACACCAGCUGAAACGCCACAUCAGAGAAUAGUUCAUUUAAGAUUGAGAUUAUCAUGCAGACAUGGAUUUAACAAUCACUGAAGUAAGUGAGAGUUAACAUACUGGCAUUUGUUGUGACACAUUACAAUGUCUACAUCUGUAUAUGUGAAAGAAUGUGUCAUGAGACAUGGUUUCUUAGAACACAAUGUAUGUUCACCCUAAAUAGCAGAGUAAACUUGGAGAGCAGGCUGCACACAAAAGGCCCUGUGCUUUUCCCUGUCUUUAAUCUCAUUCUACAGAUGUAGCACGACACAUUCUUUAAGGUUCAGCCACAGAAACCU
This is a messenger RNA of Monopterus albus (swamp eel), 1644 nucleotides long. It is a transcript of the gene ccdc86, whose product is annotated as coiled-coil domain containing 86. The record is from RefSeq and is a predicted model, not a curated record. Gene Ontology annotation, cellular component: nucleolus. NCBI's taxonomy places the organism in Eukaryota, Metazoa, Chordata, Actinopteri, Synbranchiformes, Synbranchidae.